CUACCACCGCAUCAGCAAGAGCUCUGGAUCUUUGAUGUUUUCUUCACGUCAGAUUUAUCUCCCAUCUUAUUUUUUAUUUAUUUCUCUUCCACCGUCUUCUGCGCAUUUAUUUCUUUCAUUUGGAUGCCUGCGAACAGACGUGCAGAAGCUCUGGGUCGUCUUGGACUUUGAAUGACUGAAGUACACACAAUAUGAAAGGCAGUUACAGCUUGGGACUUUGAGACUGGCUGAAUAGCGUUGCCAAGUUAAAAACGUAAACAUCCUUCUGUAGGAAAAACACUGAGGUGCGUCGUUUUGCAGCUGAAAGAUUUAUUUACCUUCAAAACCCGAUCGCCAUGCUGGACAUCAGCUCGUGCCUUCACAUUGACCCCGCCCCUUUUGGAUCUCCUCCAAUUGGCCAUGGCGUGGAGGAUCAGGCUGCCCGACUGGACCGUGCACGGCGCGCUUGCCUGAGUCUGAGAGAAGUGCUUCAACUCAAACUUCAACGGAGGAGGACUCGAGAAGAACUGGUUAACCAGGGGAUCAUGCCACCACUGAAAAGUUCUGCUUCCUUUCACGAACAAAGACGAAGUUUAGAGCGAGCCAGGACGGAGGACUACCUGAAGAGAAAGAUUCGGUGUCGUCCAGAAAGAUCAGAGCUGGUCAGGAUGCAUAUUCUAGAAGAGACAUCAGCUGAACCCUCUCUUCAAGCCAAACAACUUCUUCUGAAGCGAGCCCGUCUGGCCGUUGACCUGAAUGAUAAAAUCUCCCAGCGGCCCGGUCCAAUGGAGCUCAUUCACAAAAACAUCCUCCCACUGCACAACAGCCUCAAACAAGCCAUCAUAGAUACAGAGUUUCCGAAAGUCGUUGCCGAGAGCUCUUCAUUUGACGAGGAAAGCAGCGACGCCUUCUCACCUGAGCAAGUAGUCUGCCAGGACCCUUCUCCCGGCUCCGCCCACUUACCUUCACCACCUGAGAUACUGGCCAGUGAAACCAUACCCAAACAGGUCACGCCCCCUCCGCCUCCACUGCUGAGCAUAGCUGACCCUGCCCCUCACCAGAAGCUGGCCAAUGGUGCGGGCCAGAAGCAAGCUUUUGCACUGCAAAAGGGUGGUAAUAAAGCUUCUGCUGAGCGUCCUGUUCAGCGCACCAAGAAGGCGAGGGACAAUAAGCCAAAGGUAAAGAAGCUGAAAUACCAUCAGUAUGUUCCUCCGGAUCAAAAAGCAGAGCGUGAUCCUCCACCUCUGCUGGACUCCUCCUACGCCAAACUCCUCUAUCAGCAGCAACUCUUCCUUCAACUGCAGAUCAUCAACCAACAGCAGCAAAACUACAACUACCACACCAUACUGCCGGCACCGCCCAAGCCUCCAGCUGAUCAACAGCCUGCCUCAUCCAAUGGCUCUUCACCAUCCACGAAUGCCCCGCCCUCUCAAUUAACAUCCACUAAUUCUGCUGUUCCGCAUUACCAGAUCACAUCAAACUUAGUUAAAAUUGGGCCUCUGCCUCCCAACCUGGAGGAGCUAAAGGUGGCAGAGCUGAAGCAGGAGCUCAAACUGCGUGGCUUGACUGUAUCAGGAACCAAAAACGACCUCAUCGAACGGUUGAAGAACUUUCAUGAACAGAUCGGUGGAAGUAUGCCAACAUCUAAGAGCCACACAAUGCCACAGCAACCCUCAGACCCAGCCCCUGCAGUGGGAGGGGCUUUUUCCCCUAACCAAUCAACAGACAGCAACAUAGCGGUCGCUUCCCUACCAUUUGCAACUACUGCGGAAAGAGGCGGGGCUAAGAUGACUACACCACAGAGCAUGCAGUUUGGCAGCACUAGCUCCUCCCCUCCAGUUUCCCCCACCCAUUCUGAGCGCUCAUUGGCCGGGAUGAGCCCAGAUGAAAUGAGCUAUAAUGGGGAUGCUUUUGGCGAAAUCGUGACGUCUCCUCUUACCCAGCUAACCUUGCAGCCCUCUUCCCCUUUCACCACAACCGUCCUCAUUAAAGAGGAGCACGAACGCCAAGGGCCUGUGUCCUGCUGUCUGGGGUCCCAGCCUACAGCGCCCCCUAUGAACAAGGACCAGAUGCUGCAGGAGAAAGACUGGCGCAUUCAGGAGCUCACACGCAUGCUGUUGCAGAAGCAGCAGCUGGUGGAGAUGCUGCGCUCGCAGCUGGAGGGGAAACGCGUGGGUGUGCCCGUCCGAGUGAAAGAGGAACCUGCUGGUGUCACUAUGGAGACGGUCACUGUAAAAAAGGAGGUCAUAGAGGUGCAGGAGGAGAGUGAGAUGGUGACAGAUCCUUGGGUGUUCCCGCAGGCCGGGCAGACGCAGCUGCUGCAGCAGAGGAUGCAGACAGCUGUGGUACUAGAGCAGGAGCGGCAGCAGCAGCUUGUAUUGCAACAGAAUCAACGGAACCUGCAGCAACAAGUGCAUCAGAGGAAGAGGAAAACCCAGAAACACAGCCUGAUGCAAGCCAAUCCAACUCUACAGAAACAACAGGUGUCUCAGUCGGACACUAACCAGCAGUCAAGUCCCGUUUCUUCAUUGACAUUGGAUAUACUCAAAUCUAACUCCGCCCCCACAAUUGUGACUGACAGCAAUGGCAACCAAUUCCUGCUAACAUUGUCAAAUCAAAACGCAGAGGCACCUGCCAGAGUCCACCUCGGUGGCAAAACGACCAAUCAUAUCACGCUUCAGAGACUACAGUCCACACCCAACAGGCCACCGAGCCGGUCAGUCGCUGAAUUGACUAAUAAUAAUAACCAAUCUAAAGAGCCCUUACAAACCGUCAUUUUGAAGCAGCCAAUCAAAAAGGCACUAAAGCCGGAACUUAAAGUGUCGAACAUUUACAAAAAGUCAAACUCUGCAUCCAUCUCGACACCAGCCAACCUCCAAAAUGUCUUCUCUUCAGUGGAUGCCUUGAGCAACACAAGACCUGUCCCUUCAUCUCCAAACAACAAUAACGAGAAAAUGUGUCUAAGUUCGGACCAGCGUGGUUUGCUCUCAUCUCCAACCUCAUACUUGUGUUCUUCCACAGCUCUUGGUCACCAGGAAAAUGGCUGUAAUCAGCAUGGCGAUGACUUGUUUGACAUCCUAAUUCAACGUGGAGACAUAUCGGAAAAUUUCAAAGCCAGCCCUGAUCCUGUUCUUGAACGUCUCCGCCCAAACACACCCCUUUCAUUAAAUCCCUCCCCUCUUAAAGUCUCUGCCCCUCCCUGUGAUGUGCCCCAAACUUUGGUUUUAGACCCUCAACCUCCCCCUGAUGCUUCCAGAAGUUCUGACACAGGAACCGGACGUCUUGAAGAUUUCCUAGAAAGCACUACUGGCAAACCAUUGUUGGGUGUGGAGCCGGGGGGACCAAUGACGCUAAUCGUGGACCUCCACAACCAAAUGCUCAGCUCACCAAGUAUCCUCGACCACCCUUGUUCGCCAAUGGAUACUUGUGACCUGGGUUUCUCCAUUCACUCUGCGUCAGAUUUGGUAGACUCUGUCCCUGACAGCAUGGAUUGGAUUGACUUUGGAAUGGGUGGUCCUGGUGGGGAGGGGCCGGGAAUGAUGAAUCUGAAUGGACACGCCCCCUCCAGUUUAUUUUCUGCAGACUUUCUGGACACUUCUGAUCUGAACUGGUCCAGUUUAUAGCUCACGGGGCUUGAAUCUUCAACAAAUAUUUACAGAAAGGAACAAACCUGGAUUAACAACCUUCACUUGCAGGUUUUAUUUGAGUUUCCAGCAUCGAAAGUUCUUGAACAACUACAGAUUCUCAUAAUUCCUUAAGCGACUUGAUCCAUGUUGCACUUUUAACAUAUUUUUAUUCUUCCCCACCUUACACACACACACACACACACACACACACACAAAAGUACACGUUUGUUUCUGAGACAUUUAUUCUGUGUAUUGAUUUUAUCUGGAAGAUCCUUUCAAAGCAUUUGCUCACUAAAAUGCUUCUUAUAUUUAGCAGAUGACGUCAGACACUUUCAAGAUGAAGUACUUUUUUUUCAAUAGUAAAUUCAUAUACAGUGAUUUUUUUUAAUAGUAUUUAAAGAAUGUAAUUUAUAGAUGCCGAAGUAACAACGUUUUGAGCUCGCUUUACCAAAUAUAACUGGUCAAUUUAUGCAUUUUUUUUUCAUGUGCAAAAAAAGCAUAGCAGCGUGAAAGGUUUGUAGAAUCAGCAUUAACAUUGUGGGAUCUGAAAGAGUAUUAUAUUUUUUGAAUUACCAUUCACAUAUUAUAUUCACAUAUCACAUAAAACAUUUCCUACUAACCACCAGAUUUAGUUUUUAACGAUUUUGAAUUCAUUUAAGAGAAAAUAAAUGAAUUAUAUAUCCACAUAUACAGUAUCCACAGCUACAGCACCGAUGCAGGAGAUGAUUUUAUGAGAUCUGUGAGAUGAUAUUUGCUAUAAAUAUAUAUCAGUUGCAUAUUUUCAACGAAGUACAGUGUAAAACUGUAUACACUAUUAAAGUAUAGUAUUCAACAUUCACUUUUUUUUUUAUUUUAAAUAUGGCUUUAUUGACUUUUUCACAGGUGUUAAGUUUUUUUGUUGUUGUUGUUGCUAAAAGAAGCAGUUACACAUUUUGUUAAUUCUAGUAUUUUGUAUAACUGAAGCUAGCUGCCAAACAGUUAUCACAAUCUAAACGUUUUUAGAUUGCUAGUACAAGAUAAAAAACAAAGUUAGGCGUUCAACUCUAAACAAAACUUGCCUAUUUUUAUAUUUUUUAUAUAAGCUAGGUUGACUCAAAAAGAACUGCCAAAUCUUAUGAUAAAUGUGCAGUAGUUUUAUUAAAUUGAUCAAAUUAUAAUUAUAAUAAAAAUGUAUUAUUGCCACAAAAUUUGAAGGCACAAAAAAUAGGUUUGUAUAUCUUGCUCAAACCGUAGGUGGUGUACUUUGAGUUUUAAAUGUGUGUUUACAAGUCAAUAAGAUGCCUGCACCUUUAUAAAAGUUCUUGUUUAUCUUAUAGCUCUCUAAGUGGGUCGCUUAGUUUGUGUUUUACUGUAAAUAUGCUGCAUUGAACUGUAUAUGCCUAUCACAGUACACAUUGUACUGUGUGUACUGCACUGUAUUUUGUCAAUACUCCGGUUGUUAGAUGGAGUUUUGAUGAUAGGAAUAUGAGCCUAAGAGAUAAUGAAUGUUUCCAAGAUGAUCAGAAUGUAAAGAUUUUACUGUAUAGAAAAUUAUUAUUAACAAGCAGCAUUUACAUUUCAAGGACUUUUGUAGACACUUGUGUAUAUAUUUUGCUGUUACUCUGAAAAUUAAUAAUGCGUUGCUUGAAUGUCCAGUUUUGUACUGUUGUAUAUCAGCUCAGGAACCUACAGAUUGUAUUGUGUGUGUGUGUGCGCGCAUGUGUGAGAGACUUGGGAGAACAGCAUUACUCUCUGCAGUAUUCACCAUCCAUCUGUCUGAAUUUGCUUUUGCAGGGCUUUGGCAGGUAUUGUCUGUGGUUGAGCCCAAACUGAACCUUGUUACAGUACACCAUCCCCUACUGAAUUUCCACAAUGUUUUAUUGGCCGAAUGUCUUACUGGGCGGGGCUUAGAGCCUCUUUGGGCUUGUACUUGAGAUUUUUGUUUCUGGAAAAUAAAUAUUAAAAAUGAAAACGAAAUGGUAAUUUUUUUGUGCUUGCCACGGGAGGUAUGUCAUUGUAUGGUUCUCUUUCUUCUGUAGAACACAAAAGUAUAUUUUGAGAAAUGUCUGGUUUUGUGUCCAUACAAUGGAAGUCAAUGGGGGCCAAUGUUGUUCGGUUAUCAACAUUCUUCAAAAGAUCUUCUUUUGUGUUUUGAAGAAGAAAGUCAUACAGGUUUGGAAUGACAUUGAUGAUGAGAGUUUUUAUUUUUGGGUGUAACGUGUCUGCGUCAUUGAAGUCAAAAUUGACAUGAGCGUGCAGAUGUGUGAAUAAGAUGAAGUGUGAAGUUGUAAUAUAUACUGCUGUUUUGAAACUUGCUUUUUAUCGCCUGGAUUCAGUUUGAUCUUAAUGUGUAGAGAUUCUUCAGUAUAUCUUCAGUAUAAGUCAUACAGGUUUGGGACGCCGUAAGGGUGAGUAAAUAAUGUCAAUUGUUUGGGGUGUUGGGGAGAAUUUUCCUUUGAGACCAACUAGUUCUUCAGAUAUUCUGUUUACAACAUGUAGUUUUCUAGUCAUGCAGUCCUGCAAUGCAUUUGUCUUGGAACUUAUUUAAAGGUCCAGUGUGUAGCUUUUUGGAGGAUCUAUUGACAGAAAAUGCGAUAUAAUACACAUAACUAUGUCUUCAGAGGUGUAUAAAACCUUAUAAUGAAGCGUUAUGUUUUUAUUACCUUAGAAUGAGCUAUUUCUACACCGCGGGUCCCCUUGCAUGAAAUUCACCAUGUUGUUUCUACAGCAGCCCUAAACGGACAAACUGCUCUACAGAGCGUGUUUCGUAAAUACGGCAAAGAAGCAAAAACGUGACGACAUUUAUUCCUGUGUCAGCCACCGUAGUGCUUCGAAGAGGAGGGGUGGAGUGAGCCGUUGGUUGCAAUUCACAACCUCACCGCUACAGGUAGAUGCUGUUAAAUUUCAUACACUGGACCUUUAAUGUACUGUAGUAUACAAUUUGACAUUUUAUUCUUGCGUAUUCUUUUGGUUUAUAUGGCUAAAAGUACAUCACUUUGAUUCAUGUUCACUGAAGCUGGUGGAUUAGAUGCUGCAGGCAUGAUAAUAAAUUCAUAACUUCCCCUGACAAGAUCAGAGUAAGAGCACCUCCCGUCCAAUAAUUGCGAAGUCAAAUCAUAUCAAUUAUUCCAGCGUAAACCGUCCAGCAAGCCUUGGUGAUCUUAUUAGAAAGUAUCUUGACCCAAGCUAUUCUUGUGAUCACUCCAGAGUACCAUUUAACAGCAGGUAGGACUGUAACAUUUGUUUUUUAUCUCCUGUUCUACACCCUCCUUUAUAAACGUCACCCCGUCCCAUGUGUUUUCCUCGU
Messenger RNA from Triplophysa rosa, 6891 nucleotides. RefSeq names its product myocardin related transcription factor Aa (gene mrtfaa). Gene Ontology annotation, biological process: smooth muscle cell differentiation. Bases 336 to 3602 code for a protein of 1088 amino acids. The transcript is spliced from 17 exons. The record is from RefSeq and is a predicted model, not a curated record. NCBI's taxonomy places the organism in Eukaryota, Metazoa, Chordata, Actinopteri, Cypriniformes, Nemacheilidae.